Molecule: messenger RNA, 1967 nt
Organism: Aspergillus versicolor CBS 583.65
Lineage: Eukaryota; Fungi; Ascomycota; Eurotiomycetes; Eurotiales; Aspergillaceae
Product: Zn(II)2Cys6 transcription factor
Exons: 6
Coding region: 110-1861 (583 amino acids)
Biological process (GO): DNA-templated transcription; regulation of DNA-templated transcription
Molecular function (GO): DNA binding; DNA-binding transcription factor activity, RNA polymerase II-specific; zinc ion binding
Source: RefSeq, a predicted model, not a curated record
CCGUUCUCCGGUGCCUGAUCGUCCAACGGCCACGAAGACGGAUCCUCUCUUCAAUAUAUCCGGAUGUUCUUGUUGUGUAACUCUGCAGGCCAUUAUAUUCUUGUCCAUUAUGCCACCCAGUAUCUCCGGUGAGCGCCCCAAGCGGCGCCGCCGUGUGUAUGCUUGCGACUCGUGCUAUAGGAAGAAGAUUAAAUGCGACGGCGCGUUGCCCCGGUGUGAUUGGUGCCACCACCACGGCAUCCCUUGCACGUAUGUCCGCAACGAAGACCUGCGGUCGUGCAAGACGCCGAACACGAAGCUCAAGACGCCCCCUGCAUCGGCCGUGAGCACACCAGUCGAACAAGAACAAGUUCAGGACUCCUCUCGGUCUCCAUACCCCACUCCUGGUCCACAGGCCGUGGCACCUCAGGGGUUUGGAGCGACUAUCUGCUUCGCCGGGCAAUCCCUGGGGAAUAUCGGUGGAUUCAAUGGCCUUCCUGUGUUUUCUGCUGCUGGGAUCGAGUGGAUCAAGGCUCGCACUGGCGCAGAAGUCACUCUCGACUGGUAUCGUACAUUGCCGAGUCAAUCCAUCCCUCAUGCUAAUCCCCAACGCCUGCCACUGCCUGACAUCAGGCUUCUCCGGCAGGUGCUGGAGAAUCAUCAAAAGACUCUCUCACAUCGCCUGUUUCCGGUUAUCAACGAAAAGUGUUUCGAGUACACCAUCCGCGCGGCUUACAACCAUGAAUUAUCCGAUAUUUCGCCGGGCCCUGCCAGCGCCAGGUCCUGCAUCUUUGCUUUUAUGGCGUUUAGUUCGUUUGCUUCAGGCGCUGGGACGGAAAAUACCAUCACGUACACUGACAAGUUUGCCCAAGAAGUGUAUGAUCUGCUGCCCGAGGUCAUUUCAGAGUCGGUUACGCUGGAUGGGCUGCAGGCCAUCCUCAUGCUGUCCUUCUGCUGUCAGGCUGUAUCUGCCGAUAUCCUGAGGAUAGAAAUGCUGCUCUCAUCCGCAGCUCGAUACGUCUUUCACCUCAAGGGCAACACCUGCCCUAAGCCCACCGAUGGAGACGGAGACCCCCUUCUCGCAAAGUUCCACGUCCGCAACCUCUUCUGGAUCAGCUUCAUAUUCGAUAAAAUUCUCGGCCUGCGCACUGGUCUCCCGCCUCUCUUCGACACAACGAGCUGCGACCUCACCCUGCCCUCCCCCGACGGCGUUGACGGCCACGACCCAGCAGUCUUCAUCACCAUGAUCCGCCUCUGCAUCGUCCAAGCAGAAAUCUACCGCGGACUCUACUGCGUCCCAGCCCUGAACAAAAGCGACGCCGAGCUGCUUGCCACGAUCCGAACUCUCGACAACACACUGGAAGAAUGGUGGUCGACAGUCCCUGAAUUCUCGUCCGACGGCUACCCAGACUCUAUCAUGGCGGACUUCCUCUUCAGAAUGCAAUACCACUACUGCACGAGCGCGAUUCAUCAAACGAGCAGUCGCUGCACGGCAUGGGUCUUGAAUCAGGAUACACGCACCGCCGGGUCAAGUCUCGCGAUUAGUAUCAGCGCUGGCCGCUCUCUACUGAAGAAAUUCCUCGACGGGAAGCGGCAUCUCUUAGGGCAUCAUCUCAUGUUCUGCCUCCCCGAAAUAACCGUCUCGACAAUCCACGUCUUCUCCAACAUCCUCAUGAACCCGCUCGAGGUCUCCAGCGCCACAGACCUGAAUCUCUUGCGGUCGGCCCUCACGCAUCUCCGCGAGCAUCUCUGGCAGCAGGCGCCGGAAUCUUUCACGGUGCAGGUGCGUCUUGUGGAGAGCUUUAUGGCGGAUUUGCAGCGGCUGGCGGAGUGUGCGAUUCGGAAGGCCUGCGCGGAGGCGAGGGCUCAACUUGAAAAUUAGAUUCUAUCCUAUUCUAGCCUGUUUUUGUUUUUUGGUCUUCUAGAUUAUACCCUGAUACGUUUUGAAUUCUGGUGUUUGCUUUCUUCUUGUUUGGCCAGGGCGUUUG